Solanum stenotomum is the source of this 549-nucleotide messenger RNA. RefSeq names its product stem-specific protein TSJT1-like. The transcript has 2 exons. The coding region runs from base 55 to 549 and encodes 164 amino acids. Lineage: Eukaryota; Viridiplantae; Streptophyta; Magnoliopsida; Solanales; Solanaceae. The record is from RefSeq and is a predicted model, not a curated record.
CAUUUUUUUUUAUAUUGUUGUUAGAUAUUCAUCUUGAAGCUUAAAAAAAAUACAAUGUUGGCCAUAUUUCACAAGGCAUUUGCUCAUCCUCCUGAAGAAUUAAAUAGUCCUGCAUCAAAAAAAUGUUUACUUCCUCAACAAACACUUCAAAAAUUCAUCUCGACUCGUCCAUUUGACACCUCUUAUGUUACCUUUGGAGAUGCUGCUACUCUUGCUUUUGUUCGUCCUAAUUGCACUUCCUUGCUCAAUCACACACAAAGGUAUUUUUGUGGUUAUGAUGAUAUUUACUGUUUGUUCAUGGGGAGUUUGAAUAACUUGUGUGCACAAAUCAAACAAUAUGGGCUAUCACCAAAAGGUACAAAUGAAGCCAUGCUAGUUAUUGAAGCCUACAGGACACUUAGAGACAGGGGACCUUAUCCAGCUGAUCAAGUUAUUAAGGAUUUUGAAGGAAGUUUUGCUUUUGUUAUCUAUGAUAGUAAGACUGGAACUGUAUUUGUUGCUUUGGUAAGUAUUUGUAUUACUCCCUCCGUCCUAUUUUAUACGAGUUAG